AUGUUAGAUUCGAACACAACCGACUUCAGCAACCCCUCCACCUUCAUCCUGCUGGGAAUUCCUGGCCUGGAGGUUGCCCAUGUCUGGAUCUCCAUCCCCUUCUGCACCAUGUACAUCAUAGCCAUCUUGGGGAACUUUACCAUUCUUUUCAUUGUGAAAAGGGAGCCGAGCCUCCAUGGGCCCAUGUUCUAUUUCCUCUGCAUGCUGACCAUCAGCGAUCUGGUCCUGUCCACAGCCACCCAACCCAAACUGCUGAGCAUCUUCUGGUUCAAUUCCAGAGAGAUCAGUUUCAGUGCCUGCCUCACCCAGAUGUAUUUCGUUCACUGCUUCUCAGGGAUGGGGUCUGGUACCCUCAUGUCCAUGGCUUUUGAUCGCUACAUGGCCAUCUGCCAUCCUCUGGGAUAUUCCACCACCCUGACAAACUCUGUUGUGACCACUAUAGGCCUGGCCGUGGUGCUGCGCAGUGGCAUACUUGCAUUACCCUAUCCCUUCCUGGCGAGGCGGUGGCCAUAUUGCAGAACCAGCAUCAUCCCUCACUUCCAUUGUCGGCAUAUAGCUGUGGUGAAGCUGGCCUGCACUGACAUCAGCAUCAGUAGUUACUAUGGCCUGUUUGAUCUUUUUUCUGUGAUCGGAAUGGGCAUGUUCUUUAUCUCAGUGUCCUAUAUUCAGAUCCUCUGGGCCAUCUUCCGCCUCCCCACAAAGGAUGCCCAGCUCAAAACUUUUGGGACCUUCAUCUCUCAUCUUUGUGCCAUCUUAGCUUUUUACAUCCCACAUUUAUUCUUCUCUCUCAUGUUCUGGUUUGGCCGCAAUGUGCCACUGCACUUCCUCGUUCUCACUGCCAGUGUGUGCGACCUGGUUCCCCCUGUGCUACACUCCAUCAUUUACGAGGUGAGUACCAAACAGACCUGGGGCAGGCUGCUCCAGCUCUUUACUCAUAAAGAGACCUAA
This is a messenger RNA of Gopherus evgoodei (Goodes thornscrub tortoise), 948 nucleotides long. Its product is annotated as olfactory receptor 52E4-like. Lineage: Eukaryota; Metazoa; Chordata; Testudines; Testudinidae. The coding region runs from base 1 to 948 and encodes 315 amino acids. The transcript has a single exon. Gene Ontology annotation, molecular function: olfactory receptor activity; G protein-coupled receptor activity. Gene Ontology annotation, biological process: G protein-coupled receptor signaling pathway. Gene Ontology annotation, cellular component: membrane. The record is from RefSeq and is a predicted model, not a curated record.